Messenger RNA from Phlebotomus papatasi, 1473 nucleotides. Its product is annotated as polysialoglycoprotein-like. The transcript has a single exon. Lineage: Eukaryota; Metazoa; Arthropoda; Insecta; Diptera; Psychodidae. The coding region runs from base 1 to 1473 and encodes 490 amino acids. The record is from RefSeq and is a predicted model, not a curated record.
AUGUCCAUGCAAUUGAUCAACGAGUUUUACAAUAGAGUUGAGCAUCAGUUUGAUAUGAUGUGUCUUGAAAUGCCUCAUCUGUUCAUCAAGGAGGGCCUGAAGGGUCUCACUGAGAACGACAUGACCAACUUGGUUGAGGAUUACAAGAAGUGGAUUGCACACAAACUAGUGGAUAUGGAUCCCCAUGAUGGAGAUGACUGCUUUGGCGUCCCCAACGUAACCUUCGACUCCCACGAAGUACCACGAAACGCUUACGGUUACGAAUCAGAACAUGGACUGAGAUUCAUGGAUUUCGGGUCCAGCAUGGGUGAAGGCCUAAUCCAGAUGAUCUUCGAUCGCUUCCACGGGGGAGAUGCAAAAUACUUCAAGCGGUAUCACAGAGUGGUUUGCAUUAGAAGGUGCAGUAACGUCCAGGAAUGUAGCUAUAUCAGGAAGAUGGUUGAGGAAAGGGAGAAACUGGAGGCAGAAAUGAUGGACCUUAUUGCGCAGCAGAUUAGAUUUAAACAAAAUCCACACAACGCGGAUGAAGAGGACUUAGUCGUUCAUGACGAAGAUGACGUCGGACCUGAACCGGAAGAAAAUCCUGAAGAUGACGGCGGAUCUGAACCUGAGGAAGAUCCAGAAGGAGAUGACGUUGGACCUGAACCUGAAGAAGUUCCUGAAAAAGACGACGUCGAACCUGAACCUGAGGAAGUUCCUGAAGUAGAUGACGUCGGAUUUCAACCUGAGGAAGACCCGAAAGGAGAUGUCGUCGGACCUGAUCCUGCAGAAGUUCCUGAAAUAAAUGACGUCGGAUCUGAACCUGAGAAAGAUCCGGAAGGAGAUGACGUUGGACCUGAACCUGAAGAAGUUCCUGAAAAAGACGAUGUCGAACCUGAAUCUGAGGAAAUUCCUGAAGGAGAUGACGGCGGAUCUCAACCUGAGGAAGAUCCGGAAAGAGAUGACGUCGGACCUGAACCUGCAGAAGUUUCUGAAGAAUAUGACGUCAGAUCUGAACAUGAGGAAUAUCCGGAAGAAGAUGACGUCGAACCUGAACCUCAGGAAGAUCCUGAAAGAGAUGACAUCAGGUCUGAAUCAGAAGUGGUUCCUGAAGAAGAUGAAAUCGGGCCUGUAUCCGAAGAAGUUCCGGAAGAAGAUGACGUCGAACCUGUACCAGAGGAAGAUCCGGAAGAAGAUGACAUCGAACCUGAACCUCAAGAAGAUCCGGAAAAUGACAUCGAGUCUGAAUCAGAAGAAGUUCCGGAAGAAAAUGACAUCGGGUCUGAACCCGAAGAAGUUCCGGAAGAAGAUGACGCCGACCCUGAAGCUGAGGAAGAUCCUGAAGGAGAUGACAUCGAGUCUGAAUCUGAAGAAGUUCCGGAAGAAGAUGACUCCGAUUCUGAACCAGAAGAUCUUUCUGACAAAGAGGAGGAUGUUUCUCUGAAUUUGCCAUCAACAAACAACCCAAAACGAAUGAAACUGUCUUCAGAUUGA